AUGGAUCAAGUGUUGAUGAAUUAUCUCCCAAAUGCUUUUGCAUUUAUGUAUGUCAUUAAUGUUACAAAUGCUGGUGGAUUGCAGAAAGAUUUGAAAGACAAGGUAAAUAUAGAAAAACUUAAUAUGGAAUACACAUUCAAAAUGAAAGAACAAAAAAUAUAGAACGUUAUUAAUUUAAAAGAACACUAUAAAUACUCAUAUAACAUUAACAAAUGCAUGAAUAUAUUAUAUGCAGGGUCUAUCAAGUCCAUCUUUAAUUCUUACCAAUUUUCUAUAAGUAUUCCUUUAAUAAGAUAUUUUAGAUUUAUUUCAAAAACGAAGGUUAUUAAGAAGCUAAAAUAUUACAAAUACUCAUAUAACAUUAACAAAUAGUACAUGAAUAUGCACGUAUAAUUAACACAAUAAAACUUUGUCAUUUCCUGAAACUCGUUAUCCUAGUAUCCUCUAACUCGAAAGCUAUAUCUAUAUUCUAGAGUGAUUAAGUCAUCCUUUACAUUUAGUUGCAAAAAAUUCACGAAAAAGUAGAAUCACUCGAAGGUGGUAGUGAAGAAAAUAACCGCUUGGCAGAAUGUUCCCUUUUUGUGUGCAAUAAGUGGGAUCUAGUGCCUGAAGAUCAACGAGAUGAGACAAAGAAAUAUGUAGUCAAAAAAUUGAAAGAAUGCUGGCCAGGAGCAAAUCUGGACAAUCAAAUUGUGUUUAUGUCAACAACGAAUGCCAUUAAAGCACAGCAAUAUGGUGGAGUCACCAAAGAGUUUGAUGAUUUACUUGAAAAAAUAAAGCAGAUUAUCCUGAAAGCAAUAAAUAUCAGGCUGUACAACCACUGGCUGUAA
This is a messenger RNA of Paramuricea clavata, 830 nucleotides long. The record is from the annotation of a GenBank genome assembly. Lineage: Eukaryota; Metazoa; Cnidaria; Anthozoa; Malacalcyonacea; Plexauridae.